AUGACGAUUGUCAAAGCUAUUCUCAGAAACUAUUGCGACAACUAUCUUUACGAGUACCUAAUACAGCGAAAGGAGCAAGCUUCUUUCACGAAAGAAAAUCAACUUGAACAUGAUGGCUACUUAGCUAAACUACAUAAACUUAAGAAUGACUGCUCGCUCGGAGACAAUGCAAAGAUCGCCUUGGAUGCGUUUGAGGUCAA
Paraglomus occultum is the source of this 200-nucleotide messenger RNA. NCBI's taxonomy places the organism in Eukaryota, Fungi, Glomeromycota, Glomeromycetes, Paraglomerales, Paraglomeraceae. The record is from the annotation of a GenBank genome assembly.